GGUGGCCUCUCUCUCUCUCUCUCUCUUUCCCCUUUUCCCUCUCUCUUCCCCGAGGCUAUGUCCACCCGGUGCGGCGAGGGGGGCAGCGCCAGAGGCACGCAGCCGCGCGGGGGCUACAGAGCCCAGAACCAGCCCUACAAGAUGCACUUAGGACCCCCGCGGCUGGAAGAAUGAGCUUGUCCUUUCUCCUCCUCUUCCUCAGCCACCUGAUCCUCAGCUCCUGGGCUCAAGGGGAGAAGCGCCUCGCCCCCAAAGGGCAACUCGGACCUGCUGCAACUGAUAGGAACCCGGGAGGCUCCAGCAGCCGCCAGAACAGCAGUAGCACAACGUCUUCCUCUUCUUCCUCUGCCUCCUCCCCCGAGACUUCUCUGGGCAGCCAAGGAAGCGGCUUGGAGCAGAGCAGUUUCCAGUGGACCCCCUCAGGGCGCCGGACUGGCAGCCUCUACUGCAGAGUGGGCAUCGGUUUCCAUCUGCAGAUCUACCCGGAUGGCAAAGUCAAUGGCUCCCACGAAGCCAAUAUGUUAAGUAUUUUGGAAAUAUUUGCUGUGUCUCAGGGGAUUGUAGGAAUACGAGGAGUUUUCAGCAACAAAUUUUUAGCGAUGUCAAAAAAAGGAAAACUCCAUGCAAGUGCCAAAUUUACAGAUGACUGCAAGUUCAGGGAGCGAUUUCAAGAAAACAGCUAUAAUACCUAUGCCUCAGCAAUACACAGAACUGAGAAAACAGGACGUGAGUGGUACGUGGCCCUGAACAAAAGAGGGAAAGCUAAACGAGGCUGCAGCCCCAGGGUGAAACCCCAGCACAUCUCGACCCACUUCCUGCCAAGAUUCAAGCAGUCUGAGCAGCCAGAACUUUCUUUCACAGUUACUGUUCCUGAGAAGAAAAAGCCACCUAAUCCUAUCAAGCCAAAAGUUCCCCUUUCUGCACCCCGGAAAAGUCCCAACACGGUGAAGUACAGACUCAAGUUUCGGUUUGGAUAAUGUUCAUCUUGGGCUUGUGAGAAACCACACGUCCCUCUCAGGCGUUUCUGUAGGUGUCUUUACAGCUCUGAAGAAGAAUUUCGGACAUAGCUUCAGCUCUACUACACUGUAGUGAAGUCAGGUCAUUUGUUUCGGUGGAACUGAAACAAAAAUGUUUGUUGAUAGGAAUGAACUGGAGUUCUUUGUACCGAUGCAGGGAGCACACUGCUUCAGUUCAGUAAGACAUAAAGCCUUUUGCUUUAUGCUUAGGACAUAUUAGGACUUGGUGUUUUCAAGAAGUCAAACAGCGUGGACUAUGUAUUUUUCUGACUUUUACAGAUCAACCUGAAAGAACAUACAUGUUAUGUUUUAUAUUUUUGGUUUCCAAAGAAUAUUUUGAUGCAGAUAAAAUAUUUUAUUAACUUUUGGAUUGUUUUUCUUUUUUUUUUCUUUUUUGUUGUUUUUUAAAAAAGUACCUCUGCAUUGAGCAUAUUUUCUUACUUUUAUUAUUUUAAUUAAUAUGACAUAAACAAGCAUUUUAAUGAAUGAAAAAUGUUAUAGCCCAUUUGUAACAUGUGAAUUUCUUUUUCAUUUUUCUUAUUCAUUGCACUUUUUUUUUAUUAUAUAUUUUUACCAUACCUCAGAUAAUGUAAGUUUAGUUCUAUAUCUUAAAAUGUUUAAAUUUUCUU
Molossus molossus (Pallas's mastiff bat) is the source of this 1645-nucleotide messenger RNA. It is a transcript of the gene FGF5, whose product is annotated as fibroblast growth factor 5. The record is from RefSeq and is a predicted model, not a curated record. The transcript is spliced from 3 exons. NCBI's taxonomy places the organism in Eukaryota, Metazoa, Chordata, Mammalia, Chiroptera, Molossidae. The coding region runs from base 171 to 977 and encodes 268 amino acids. Gene Ontology annotation, cellular component: cytoplasm. Gene Ontology annotation, biological process: positive regulation of protein phosphorylation; regulation of cell migration; cell differentiation. Gene Ontology annotation, molecular function: fibroblast growth factor receptor binding; growth factor activity.